GAGAUGUUAUCGAAAGUGGCUCAGCUACAUCGACAUCGACAAAAACAUAGCGAAAAUGCCAAAUAAUCAGGAUAUUUAGCGUAAUUGGGAAUUCUGUGAUUGGACCAUGGACAUAGCUACUAUUGAGCUGAGUGUGGAGGCACUAAUAGGCUCCUUGCUGGCGCUGGGAGUCUUGUUUGCCUUCUGCCGCAGCUUGCUUUCUGAGGACUUCGUGAGUACCUUCAAAACACGUCACAGCUGGAAAUCAAUAAAGGUCUUGGAGCAGGCCUGCUUCUGCAACGUAUGUGAAAUCCUGCUAACCCCCUCUGCAGGACUCUUUUGCGACUGUUGCGGCCUGUGCACCCAUGCAUCUCCUCCGUGCCAGCGAAGAGCAGACAGGGAGUACCGAUGCAAGGACAAAUGGUUGCGCAACGAAACCUCCGUACGGCAUUUGUGGGUCCACGGGAAUUUGCCCAUUGGAGUUCAUUGUGCGGACUGCAAGGAAGAGGUAGAUCACCAUGUCAGCACUGACCCGGGAUUGUAUGGGUGGCGAUGCGCAUGGUGUCAGCGGUGCUACCACAACGAUUGCUACUCCCGUGUCGACACCAAGGGGGCCUGUGACUUUGGCGAGUUCAAGGACAUGAUUUUCCCGCCUUACAGCUUCGUGGCAGCUCGAACUAGGGAUUCAAUGCGUUUGCAUUUGGCCAGCAUUACGCCGCCAGACAUUGAGAACUGGGAACCACUAAUUGUGAUUGCCAACACCAAGUCAGGCAGCAGUACUGGCGCCAACGUUCUGUCCCUGUUGCGUGGUUACCUGCAUCCGCUGCAGGUGAUGGAACUAGGAUCACGAGGUCCACAAGAUGCCCUCCAAUGGGCUGCCAAGGCCAGUCCUCGCCCGUGUCGCAUACUGGUGGCCGGUGGCGAUGGUACCAUCGGUUGGGUGCUCAAUACUAUUUACGCUUUGAACAUCAAACCCCAGCCUUCGGUGGCCAUCAUGCCGCUGGGCACCGGCAACGAUUUGUCGCGAGUUUUGGGGUGGGGAGCUGAACCGCCAUCUGUUCUCGAUCCUGUAGAGAUCCUAAGAAGUAUACGGCGUGCCCGAUCCGUUAAUCUCGACCGCUAUGAUCUGCAAAUAGAGAAACUCCACUAUAGGCUACCCAUCCAAAGGCAUCCAACAAAGACGAUUCAUGUGUACAACUAUUUUAGUGUAGGUGUGGACGCGUAUAUUACCUACAACUUCCACAAGACGCGGGAAUCUCGAUUCUAUCUGCUGAGCAGUCGGAUAUUCAAUAAGCUUCUUUACUUCACCUUUGGAACGCAACAGGUGAUGCAACCUGGCUGCGAACACAUCGAGGAGAAGCUCACCUUGUACCUGGACAACAAGCCAGUGCAACUGCCUGAACUGCAAGCGCUGGUGUUCCUAAAUAUUGACUCCUGGGGAGCUGGCUGCAAACUGUGCGAGCUUAGUAACUCCAAUGGUGAAGUGCGCAUCACAAACUCCAUCUCCGAUGGCAUGAUGGAAGUGUUCGGCAUUGUUUCCUCCUUUCACAUUGCUCAGCUGCAGUGCAAUAUAAGCAAGCCAGUUCGUAUUGGCCAAGCCAAGCAAAUAAGGCUGCAAGUCAAGGAGACAGUGCCAAUGCAGGCAGAUGGCGAGCCCUGGAUGCAGUGCCCUGCAGAUAUACGCCUGUCCUCGCGCAGUCAAGCACGCGUUCUAAAGCUGGCGUAAACUUAAAUGUAAUAGUUAAUACCCAAUAGUAAUCCCUUAUGUGCCAGUCCUAUAAUCUCAAAGUACUUAACCUGAAACCUCAGUGUAUACUUAACCGAGCUAUGGCAUUUCAAGACAUCCCGUAGAGGAAAACCAAAACUAGUCGAAAAAUACAUUAAUUCGUAUCUGAAA
Messenger RNA from Drosophila eugracilis, 1876 nucleotides. RefSeq names its product diacylglycerol kinase epsilon (gene Dgkepsilon). The coding region runs from base 107 to 1705 and encodes 532 amino acids. The record is from RefSeq and is a predicted model, not a curated record. NCBI's taxonomy places the organism in Eukaryota, Metazoa, Arthropoda, Insecta, Diptera, Drosophilidae. Gene Ontology annotation, molecular function: ATP-dependent diacylglycerol kinase activity. The transcript is spliced from 4 exons.